Molecule: messenger RNA, 646 nt
Organism: Asparagus officinalis (garden asparagus)
Lineage: Eukaryota; Viridiplantae; Streptophyta; Magnoliopsida; Asparagales; Asparagaceae
Exons: 3
Coding region: 1-531 (176 amino acids)
Cellular component (GO): extracellular region
Source: RefSeq, a predicted model, not a curated record
AUGCGGCCCGUAAACACCACUGGAAUUGCGGACUUUGAGCUGUGUUAUAAAAUGAAGAGGCCACCAUCGAGAUUUCCAGCACUGGUGUUCCAUUUUGAAGGCGCGGAUUGGGAGAUGCCAUUGAAGAAUUACAUGGUGUUUGAUAAGGAGUCGGGGUUGUUUUGCCUAAUGGUGCUCGAGUCACCGGGGUUAUCGAUAUUUGGGAAUGUGCAGACCCAGAAUAUGCAUGUGUUGUAUAAUUUGGAGAAGGGAUGGCGGCGGCUUAGGGUUUUCGAUCGGAGAGGGUUUGUUCCUGGGGUUCCGUUGUCGGCGUCGUAUGGGCUCGUGGUUACUGAUGCUAUUGAACCGGACCAGCCGAUUAUUUAUGUGAAUGAAGGGUUUGAGAAGGGGACGGGGUAUCGAGCUGAGGAGGUCCUUGGAAGGAAUUGCAUUCCUGGCUAUUAUGAGGCAUUUUGGAAGGAGUUGGAUGGUGUCAAACAAAUCUGGAAGAACAGAAAGCAAAUCUGGAAGAACAGAAAGGAACUCAAAUAGAUUAAUAAUCAUGUAUCGAUGAAUUACAUUCUUUCCUAGAAGUGUCAUAGCCAUUGUAAAUAAUUUAUGUAAACGUUUGUAAAUAAUUUAUGUAUCUCUCUACUAUUUUGGUGAA